Ostrinia furnacalis (Asian corn borer) is the source of this 2773-nucleotide messenger RNA. RefSeq lists its product as uncharacterized. Lineage: Eukaryota; Metazoa; Arthropoda; Insecta; Lepidoptera; Crambidae. The transcript is spliced from 5 exons. Bases 86 to 1255 code for a protein of 389 amino acids. The record is from RefSeq and is a predicted model, not a curated record.
AAGAAGGUUGCAGUGCAUACAGUAAUUAAUUAUUGUGCCAAGUAUUGAUUCAAGUGGUCAUCAAGCAGUCCCUGAAGCUUUCAUCAUGGCGAAUAGGGGCGGCAACCCACCUAUAAUCGACGAUCAAAACAUGAAGCUUGAGUUCUGCUCGGUCGCCACGAUGGUGCACGACCAGCAGAUCGUGAUAACUCUGAAGCUCGUGCCGUGCGACUACGAAUCGCGCGUGUCUCUCACGCGCAACGUGUCUGCCGUGCACCGCCUGUGCAGGGAUGAGUUCACCAAGGCGGGUCUGCCGCAGGGCAUCAGGUACAACGUGUUCGUGUACUCCUUGAUGCAGCCCUUCGUGCAGAUAAUCUUGAGCACGAAUUUGCCGGACUUUGCCAGGAGCGAGAACGUCAUGUACGCAAGGGGGUUCCACCAGCUGAGCAGGCGCUGUGAGGAGAAUGUGGUGGCGCAGCUAUAUGAAACGCAGCGCGUGCGUCGCGACGUAGCUGAAUAUAUGUCAGGUACAGGAGCCCCACUUUGCAUUGAAAUGUUGCUUGCCAUGUUACAGGAUACCAUUAACCCACCUGGGCCAUCCGCUGAUGUAAAUGGAGGUCUGGGUGCCAUGAAUGCUGUUUAUAACCCAGUCCGACUUAAUCAACCUGGCGGAAGUCAGCGUAGGAAAAAUGGUAGAAUUCAUAUUAACUUGCCCAGGAUCGAUAGUCAUCCAGCGAUCAACGUAUACCACCGUGGCCCUUUGACCACGUUGUACAGGUCGCCGACUAGCGGCGUGUGUAUGAAGCGAAACCUCCUGCUGUUCAGGGUGGGGGACUUCGACAACAGCCAAUAUCGUAACACAAUCACUUCGUUCAUCAGCGAGGGCCUCAGAUACAGGGUCUUGCUAAGCAGACAUUAUCACGUCGAGCAAUUCUUUGCUGAUAUUAUGCUUCUGCACAAAACUUGUGCUAGAAACUCCGUGAACACUGUUUUGAUGUUCACACGCUUAAAUUAUAGAGAAGAUGGAUUCAGGGAAAUCUUAAACCAUGCUCUGGCUAAUGAUAUUGUAGCCAAUCUGACCAGUGCUCGUGAUGUGCACCAAAUAAUUGCUGAAUUCACGAACAGGCGUGUCCCUCCGCCUGGAAAGCCGCUAUAUGACAUUAAGGCUGAAUAUUUUUUGGCUGCGAGGCGCCAGGACACGGUGAUCGUUGUAUGCAUUGAUCCUAGGAAAUAUUCACUAUUCAACCCAGACAAUCUAGAGGAAUAUUACAAUUAACUACGAGUGUUUUCCCUACUUUUUCUUGUAAUUAGUACCUACCUUAGCUUAUGUUUAGUUUAUUUUUUUUAUAUCUCCUUCUUUUAAAAUUCAAUACCGUCGAUUGGGGUUUCUUGCAUUAUCAUUGUGUGCCUUGGCCUAUAAACGUACUAGUUUCGAAAUUGAAGCCGCAUUUGAAAUCAACACCACUUUGUCAAAGAAUAAUACUUUACCGUACAAGAUGUUCUUUACAAAAACGUAUUAUUGAUAAUGGGAUAACCUUAAUCCAACUUGCCACCAUCAAAAAUAUGAUAAAAAUUUAAGUUUCGCUAAGCUCAAAACCAAAAGAGCUUGAAGUUUUCGAAUAUACCUACCUACCUAUUUAUAAGAAACUGGUAACCGCCAUUUGAAAAUGACAGGGUUGUCGAGCAGUAAGAUUUCGAAUGUAAAAGUACGUACUAAAAUUCUUUAAAAUGUUUUUCAUUUUUAUUUUAUCAACUUAACAAACCAAAUGUAUUAUUUUAAGUAGUCUCUCUUAAGCGUUCAUUUGAAGCACUGAAACAACUGCUCAAGUAUUGAAUAAAAACCUAUGUCGCUGGUGUAUGUUGAGUCCAAUACAUUUUUUAGAGCUUCGUUGGAUCUGCGUUUACUCAAAAUAUCAUCAUCAAAAAGAGUGUCUAUAACAGCUAAGACAAGAAUAUUACCAAUCCUAAAGUACUCUUUGGGAAUAUCGAUAAAACAAUAUUUUUGUGCCAAAACCUUCUGAGCUGUUUUCCAGCUCCAUCAUAAAAUUAAAUACUUAAAAGUAAAUUCACACACAUAUCCACAAACAAAAGUGGACUUGUGAACUGCUCAUAAUUUUAGCUGAUGAUAUUUGUUAGUUUAGUUCUUUCUACCUUUUGAGCUGUUUCUAGCUCCAUCAUAAAAUUACUUAUGGGGUAAAUUCACACACAGAUCUACAAAGAAAAAUAUUGUGGACUGUAUAUAAUUAAAAGAAUCUGCUCAUAAUUUUAGCUGAUGAAAUAAUCUUCUAUUUUCGAUCUGGCACUCUAUUCGUCCGUCCCCUUAGUUUUAGCAUUCAACUCAUAAUGUAAAAUUUUUGCGCUACUAAUUACAAUAGGAAGUUUCUGAUCAUUAUUGGUGUAAUAGAAUUUUGAUCAUCGUAAUUUCUCGUAGCAGAUUUCAGAUCUUUGUUUUAUUUAUCUAUUUUUCUAUGAUCUGUAACCAAAAUAUCUUGGGACUAUAAUGUAGAAAUAGAGCAUCUGUAACUAUAACAAACAAAAUUAACGUACGACUGAUUUUUGAUGUGUAUACUUCUUACAUUACUUACUUACAAUUAUAUUGUCAAUGUAGGCUAAGUGACUUGUAAUUUCAUAUACGGUGUUACUUUACAUUCUUCCCAUAUUUACAGAGGUAACUAUUAUUUACUUUAUUGCUGACACAACACAAAUCUGUAAAAAAGUAUGCCCACAAAUUUUUAAUCUUGAGUAUUUUAUUUUAUCGACAAUCUGUUAAACACAGCACUAAUUAUCGUAACAU